AUGUCGUCUUUAGUAAGACAUUGGACUAAGGCAAUUAAGGCGAAAUCAUGGAGAUCAGCUGACAAUGCCAGUUUAGGACCUGCUAAUCAUUUAAUUAACCUUCUUAAUCAAGUACUCCCUGCUGGGUUCUUCAAGAAGCAAUUGACAUUCGGUGAUAAAGUCCCCCCCGGGUUUCAAUUCCUUUACAACUUACAGAACAACAUCGUGAUGGGACGUGAUGGGUAUGAUGAUUUCCAGGCACCAAUGGUGAAGAACAAGGAGUUAUUCCGAAGAAGAAUGUGGGUCCAAGGGAAAUAUGAUUUUGGUACUGCCUAUACCAAUGGAGAAGAAACACAGAAAAUAGGACAAGAGUUAUGGUGUAAUGAAACGAUUCCUACUGUUAGAAGUCUUAAUGAGGGAGAGUCGGUGUUUGUGACUAUUGAAAGAGAUUUUGGAGCCGUCAAGGAGUUUAGAUCAUUAGUAUACACCAACAAACAGUACGAGCUACCAUUAAGUUCUGGUGGCAGUGAAGGUAAGGAAAGUGAAUGGCUCAGUUCAAAUGGAUACAAUGAGGUUAUUGGACUCAAUGAGUUGCAUCGAAUGAAUGUGAUAAAGUAUUCAUUCUUGACUUACAAUGUUCAUAAGAUCCAUUUGGAUCAAGCAUAUGCUGAACUGGAAGGGUUACCUGAUUUAAUUGUUCAAGGCCCAUAUUUAGCCACCAUUCUUUUACAAUUGUGUCCCCCUAAAGGGCUUGUUGGGUUCAACUAUAAGAAUGUACAGCCAUGUUUUGUGGGAGAGGUUCCAAUGGUGUAUAUCAAACGGGAAGAUAAGGAGAUCAAGCUUGUUAUGGUUGAUGGAUCAGGUAGUAAGCGGAUCAUUGAAGGAGUAGCUUCAUAUGAUAAAUCUACAACUGAGUAG
This is a messenger RNA of Lizanozyma spartinae, 897 nucleotides long. Its product is annotated as hydroxyacyl-thioester dehydratase. Bases 1 to 897 code for a protein of 298 amino acids. Gene Ontology annotation, cellular component: mitochondrion. Gene Ontology annotation, molecular function: (3R)-hydroxyacyl-[acyl-carrier-protein] dehydratase activity. NCBI's taxonomy places the organism in Eukaryota, Fungi, Ascomycota, Pichiomycetes, Serinales, Debaryomycetaceae. The transcript has a single exon. The record is from RefSeq and is a predicted model, not a curated record.